AUGCUCUCAUAUCUCUCUCUCUCUCCAACUCUCACACACAGGCUGGCGCGCACGCACAAAUCCACACACACCUGUUCUCUCUCUCUCUCUCUCUCUCUCUCUCUCUCUCUCUCUUUCAUACCGUUUCUAUCUUUCUGUUUCUUUUUAUCUCUUUCUCUUUCACAGACAUUUUUUUGUUACUUUGAUGAUAUUCUAUGUCAUACCAAGACGCCAGCCCAGAACGAAACACCCCUGAAUCAAUUUCAUCGGCGACUGAAAGGAGCAAACCUCGAGCUAAACUACGGCAAGAGCGAGUACCGGAAGUCCCAAAUCACCGUUCUGGGAUAUGAUAUCGACUCGCGUGCCCACCACCUAGAGAGAUCAAAAUCGAAGCAGCCCAAAAACCUACCUAAACCAACUGAUGUUGCCGAACGGACGAAAAUUGAGUAUGGUGAACUAACUUCGCUGGUACUUUACUCAUCUGUCUACUGUUCAACGAACUCUUAG
This is a messenger RNA of Acanthosepion pharaonis, 486 nucleotides long. The record is from the annotation of a GenBank genome assembly. NCBI's taxonomy places the organism in Eukaryota, Metazoa, Mollusca, Cephalopoda, Sepiida, Sepiidae.